ACCUUGGCAAACCAUUUCGACUACAGACUUCAAAGGUCCCGCGAGACGGCGACAAGUCCACCCUCCAUCCCUUCCCCACCUCCAUCUCUAGGCUCUAGCGACUCCGAUCCGCGCACAAGGCAACAAGCAAAUCCCCAUCCAAUUCCAAGCCCCAACUCAAAUGCUCGCUCGGACUGCCACGGUCUCCUCCACUUCGUCCCACUCCCAUCCUUAUCGCCCCACCUCCGCUCGCAGUCUCCGCCUACGUCCGGUCCUCGCGAUGGCGGGCUCCGACGACUCCCGCGCAGCUCCCGCCAGGUCGGUCGCCGUCGUCGGCGCCGGGGUCAGCGGGCUCGUGGCGGCGUACAGGCUCAGGAAGAGCGGCGUGAAUGUGACGGUGUUCGAGGCGGCCGACAGGGCGGGAGGAAAGAUACGGACCAAUUCCGAGGGCGGGUUUCUCUGGGAUGAAGGAGCGAACACCAUGACAGAAGGUGAAUUGGAGGCCAGUAGACUGAUAGAUGAUCUCGGUCUACAAGACAAACAGCAGUAUCCUAACUCCCAACACAAGCGUUACAUUGUCAAAGAUGGAGCACCAGCACUGAUUCCUUCGGAUCCCAUUUCGCUGAUGAAAAGCAGUGUUCUUUCUACAAAAUCAAAGAUUGCGUUAUUUUUUGAACCAUUUCUCUACAAGAAAGCUAACACAAGAAACCCUGGAAAAGUAUCUGAUGAGCAUUUGAGUGAGAGUGUUGGGAGCUUCUUUGAACGCCACUUCGGAAGAGAAGUUGUUGACUAUCUUAUUGAUCCAUUUGUAGCUGGAACAAGUGCAGGAGAUCCAGAGUCACUAUCUAUUUGUCAUGCAUUCCCAGCACUGUGGAAUUUGGAAAGAAAAUAUGGUUCAGUUGUUGUUGGUGCCAUCUUGUCUAAGCUAACAGCUAAAGGUGAUCCAGUAAAGACAAGACGUGAUUCAUCAGCGAAAAGAAGGAAUAGACGCGUGUCGUUUUCAUUUCAUGGUGGAAUGCAGUCACUAAUAAAUGCACUUCACAAUGAAGUUGGAGAUGAUAAUGUGAAGCUUGGUACAGAAGUGUUGUCAUUGGCGUGUACAUUAGAUGGAGCCCCUGCACCAGGCGGGUGGUCAAUUUCUGAUGAUUCGAAGGAUGCUAGUGGCAAGGACCUUGCUAAAAACCAAACCUUUGAUGCUGUUAUAAUGACAGCUCCAUUGUCAAAUGUCCAGAGGAUGAAGUUCACAAAAGGUGGAGCUCCUUUUGUUCUAGACUUUCUUCCUAAGGUGGAUUAUCUACCACUAUCUCUCAUGGUGACUGCUUUUAAGAAGGAAGAUGUCAAGAAACCUCUGGAAGGAUUUGGCGUCUUAAUACCCUACAAGGAACAGCAAAAACAUGGUCUAAAAACCCUUGGGACUCUCUUCUCCUCAAUGAUGUUCCCAGAUCGAGCUCCUGACGACCAAUAUUUAUAUACAACAUUUGUUGGGGGUAGCCACAAUAGAGAUCUUGCUGGAGCUCCAACGUCUAUUCUGAAACAACUUGUGACCUCUGACCUUAAAAAACUCUUAGGCGUACAGGGGCAACCAACUUUUGUCAAGCAUAUAUACUGGGGAAAUGCUUUUCCUUUGUAUGGUCAUGAUUACAAUUCUGUAUUGGAAGCUAUAGAAAAGAUGGAGAAAAAUCUUCCAGGGUUCUUCUACGCAGGAAAUAACAAGGAUGGGCUUGCUGUUGGGAGUGUUAUAGCUUCAGGAAGCAAGGCUGCUGACCUUGCAAUCUCGUAUCUUGAAUCUCACACCAAGCAUAAUAAUUUACAUUGAAAGCAUCUGACCUAUCCUCUAGCAGUUGCCGGCAAAUUUCCUCAGUUCAUGUACAACAGAAACUGUUUUGUUGCAGUCUCAGAACAUCUUCGCUCCUUCAGGUAUUAACCCUUCGUCGAACAUCCACCAGAAAUGUAGCGGGAAAAUGAGGUUUAAAACUAUUCUGGUAGUCGACAUGCUCUUUUUCCCUCACAAGUAGCCCAUGACACUUGCUGUUGGAAAUAAAUUUAAAUUUGUUAAAUUGUUUGAGAAUA
Messenger RNA from Sorghum bicolor (sorghum), 2049 nucleotides. RefSeq names its product protoporphyrinogen oxidase, mitochondrial. Gene Ontology annotation, cellular component: mitochondrial inner membrane. Gene Ontology annotation, biological process: heme biosynthetic process. Gene Ontology annotation, molecular function: protoporphyrinogen oxidase activity, oxygen as acceptor. The record is from RefSeq and is a predicted model, not a curated record. NCBI's taxonomy places the organism in Eukaryota, Viridiplantae, Streptophyta, Magnoliopsida, Poales, Poaceae. The transcript is spliced from 17 exons. Bases 161 to 1795 code for a protein of 544 amino acids.